This is a messenger RNA of Colletotrichum spaethianum, 540 nucleotides long. RefSeq lists its product as uncharacterized. The record is from RefSeq and is a predicted model, not a curated record. The transcript has 4 exons. Lineage: Eukaryota; Fungi; Ascomycota; Sordariomycetes; Glomerellales; Glomerellaceae. Bases 1 to 540 code for a protein of 179 amino acids.
AUGGCCGAUGCCAAGGGUAGUGCUUCUACCUCUCUCAAUGCCACCGAAGGCGCUCCUGCCGGUGGCCGUGUCGGCGCCUGGACCGACACCGAGCGCUUCCAGCUCGUGCUCCGCGUCCUCGCGACUCACCUCCCCGAUGGUAAAGGCGUCGAUUGGAAGAGCAUCAACAUGCCUAACCGCACCCUGAAGGCCAUGCAAGGUCAGUGGACCUCGAUUACCGCCAUGAUGCGUGAGAUCAACGCAGGUGACGGAGGUGACGCCUCCACCCCCAAGGCCAAGACUCCUCGCAAGAAGGCCGCGCCCAAGAAGAAGGCUGCCGCUACCGAGACUAGCGAGAAUGACAAUGAGGACAUUGGUGACGAUCAGAACGAUGGGGAGAACAAGAAGACAGUUACUCCGAAGAAGCGCGCUGCUGCCACCGACGCUGACGGCACUCCCAAGAAGCGUCGCUCCCCUGCCAAGAAGUCAGCCCUUAAGGCCGAGCCCGAGCUUGAGGCCGGUACUGAGGAUACCGAUCUGAAGGAGGAUAACGGUGUUUAG